Messenger RNA from Prosopis cineraria, 4027 nucleotides. RefSeq names its product cysteine-rich receptor-like protein kinase 10. The record is from RefSeq and is a predicted model, not a curated record. NCBI's taxonomy places the organism in Eukaryota, Viridiplantae, Streptophyta, Magnoliopsida, Fabales, Fabaceae. Gene Ontology annotation, biological process: protein phosphorylation. The transcript has 6 exons. Gene Ontology annotation, molecular function: protein kinase activity; ATP binding. The coding region runs from base 40 to 1611 and encodes 523 amino acids.
AAAAAAGAAAAUCCAUAUCUGAUCACCGCCUGAUCUGCCAUGCCUACCAUUUCUCCGCUACUUCUUCUUUCAUUCCUUACUUAUCUUCCCAUUCUCACUGCCCAGCCUGACCUGAGAUAUGCCUCUUGUUUCAACGAUAGAGGUAACUAUACAAAUACGAGCACGUACCAAAGCAGCUUCAAUAUCCUUGUUUCAGAGCUCACUUCCAACACACAAAUUGACUAUGGCUUCUACAAUUUCUCCCACGGUCAAAGUCCAGACAGAGUUAGCUUAAUUGGGUUGUGUAGAGGAGAUGUUAAACCAAACGAAUGUCGUAGUUGCCUCAACAAUGCCUCAAUUCUCGUCCCAAAGUCGUGUCCGAAUCGGAAGGAGGCCAUGGGAGGCUAUGACGAAUGCUUUCUGCGAUACUCAAACCGUUCAAUAUUUGGGGUCAUGGAAACAGACGUUUCAAUCUACUUGUGGAAUCCGAAUAACGCAACAGACGUGGAAAAUUACAACAAAGUGGUCAGCGACUUGUUGGGUCGACUGAGAAUAAAAGCUGCGGCUGGAGAUUCACUUGGCAAGUAUGCAGCAGCAAAUGAAUCGGCGGGCAAUUUUCAAACCGCAUUUGGGGCAGUUCAGUGCACUCUUGACUUGUCUGAGCAAGAAUGCUCCGACUGCUUGACGGCGGCGAUCUCAGAAAUUCCAAAAUGUUGUUCCACAAAGACAGGUGGCAGGGUCAUCAAACCCAGCUGCAAUAUUAGGUAUGAGAACUACAGAUUCUUCGAACCUGUGGCCGAGGAUUCACCACCACCAUCGUCUCCUUUACUUCCUCCAACAGGGGAUGACAAAGCAUCAAGAACCAUCAUUGCUGUUGUUGUGCCGAUUGCUGCAAUAAUCAUACUGAUCAUCUCUAUCUUCAUUUAUUUUAGAAUGAGGAAACCCAGAGAGACCAUUCAUACUGAUGAUGAAGCUGAACUUGAGGAUGAAAUUAAACCAACAGACUCAUUGCAACUAGACUUCGAAACCAUCAGAAAUGCAACAGAUAAUUUUUCUGAAGGAAAUAAACUUGGACAAGGUGGAUUUGGACCAGUCUACAAGGGCAAGCUCUACAAUGGAGAAGAAAUUGCUGUCAAAAGGUUAUCCAAGAAUUCUGGACAAGGAGAUAUAGAAUUUAAGAAUGAAGUAAUGUUGGUGGCCAAGCUUCAGCAUCGCAAUUUAGUGAGACUCCUUGGCUUCUGCUUGGAAAGAAGAGAAAGGCUACUCGUUUAUGAGUUUCUUCCCAAUAAAAGCCUUGACUAUUUAUUAUUUGAUCCAAGUCAACGUGCUAAACUAGAUUGGGAGUUACGCUACAAGAUUAUAGUGGGCAUUGCUCGUGGUCUUCUUUAUCUUCAUGAGGAUUCUCGACUACGAAUUAUUCAUCGUGAUCUCAAAGCAAGUAAUAUUCUUUUAGAUGAAGAGUUGAAUCCCAAAAUAUCAGAUUUUGGUAUGGCAAUAUUGUUUGUUAUAGAUCAAACGCAAAGCAAUACUAGUAGAAUAGUUGGAACCUAUGGAUAUAUGGCUCCAGAGUAUUUAAUGCGUGGACAAUUCUCCAUAAAAUCGAUGUCUUUAGUUUCGGUGUCCUACUCUUAGAAGUUAUAAGUGGGAAGAAAAACAGCUCCACCUUUCAUGGAGAGAAUUCACAUGAUGAUCUGCUAAGCUUUGUAAGUCUAUGCCUUUUUCUAAUAUACAUAGAAGUUGCAUAACGAUUGUGAAAUAAUAGUGAAUACUAAGAUAUUGAGGAUGUUUUUUCAAGGCAUGGAAAGUUGGAGGGAAGGGGCUGCCUCAAAUGUAAUAGAUCCUAUGUUAAACAAUGGAUCAAGAAAUGAAAUGAUGAGAUGCAUCCACAUUGGGUUACUAUGUGUUCAGGAAAAUGCAGCUGAUAGGCCAACAAUGGCUUCAGUCUCACUUAUGCUAAGUAGCCACUCUCUCUCUCUGCCAUUACCAUCACAACCUCCAUUUUUAACAAAUAGCAGUAGCUUAUCAGAGAUGAACUCAAUGGAAUAUAGCUCAUCUAGGGUAACAACAUCAAGUGAAAGGAGAAGCAACUCUGUCGAAGGCUCAAAAAAUGAAGUCUCAAUUAGUGAGCUAUAUCCUCGUUAAUAAAUCCAACCUUACAGGUGAUAUUCAAUGCUUUGAUUCUAAUUUGCAGGUUACUGUCCCUUCCAAAGAAAAUUGAAAGCCUGUUGUUCAUCCGAAAAUAAAUGGACUCUCUAGCUAUUGAUGUACAAUUUUUUUCACAUAAAAUUUUGAAAUGUUUAAACUCAAUUCAUAAUAUUUUAAAGGUUCAAUUGUGCAAAGUUUCUAUCAGCGUUUCUACAAUUUCCAAGCUACUGAUGUAUCCAUCUUGGCCAAUUAAUCUCUAAAGAAAAAAAUGCAAAAAUAAAAAAAAUAUUCAUGAGAAAUAUACAUAUCUCAUAUUCAAAUAUCUUUUUUUUUUAUUUUUACUAGUAAUAUUAUAUACACCCAUUUUUAAGAAUAUAAAUGUAAUGAUACUAGGUAUAUCAAAAAAUUAGUGUGAAGGAUAUAGGAGUAGAGGUGUGAAGAAUUUUGAGAAGUCCUCCAACCUAAACGCUUGUCUUCUCGUCUCUGUCUCAUAGAAUUUUAAAAAACUAAAACCCUACUACUACAAUUAUAGAAUUUUAAUACUUUCUCAACUAAAAGAUGUAAUGUAUUUUUAAUCAAAUCUCAUCCUUAAUAAAGUAAUAAUUUAUCUUCCAACUAACAUUAUCUUUUUAUAUUUACUCUUAUUUAAUAGGAUAUUUCACUCUAAAAUAAAUAUAAAAUGCUUUAUUCAUAAGAUCACUUUUGGAAAAAAGCAACAAUUAUACAUUGAAACGCUAAAAAUAUUUUAUAUUUUUUAACAUCCAACCUCCUAAAAAAUAUUUUAAUUUUUUUAAUGGAGGGAGUAUAUUAAAAUAUCUUUUAUUAUAUAAAUAAAUACACACACAUAUAUAUACAUACUCCCUCUGAUCUGCAUUAUAAGACCAUUUCUAGAAGAUAUAUCUAGUCCCCAUUAUAAGUAACUGACAGCUAAAGACUUCCCAUUUUAAAGUGAAAUUUUGAAAAUACCCCUGACUACUUUACUCAUCUUUGUUCGGCUGACCUGACAUUUUACUGGCGUCCUCUCUCUUACUCUGUCUUUGUCCUUUUCUCUCACCAUCUUUGCUCGGUUUUGUCGAUUGCCUCUUCCAUCGUCGCCACCGAGCUCAUUGUUCCUCUAUUGCAAUUCCUCUUCUGUUGUUAUUCGCACAAGUGUCGCCGAUCAUUUUGUGGUGUGCAAUAUCUCUGGAUCUUACCAUUCAAGUCUGAUGGAGGAGCGUUUUGAGGGUAUGUCAUGGGAUCAACUAAUGGCAUGUGUAGUGGACAAUUCUCUUACCGGGGAAGAAGAUUCACGGCCGCUCGAGUUCUCUGGAGAGGUAAACUCUCUGAAUCAAAAGAUUUUGAGGGCUUCUUAUCCGAAUGGUUCUUCCUUCAUGUCUUCUAACUUCGCUGAGGUUGUGUGUGCGAAUAAAGCUCACUCGUUUGAUUUAAACGAAGAGGCAGUCGAGGAUGGUGAAAAAGUGAGUGAUGACGAUACAGUGCUGGAGUUCACAAAAGUAAGUGAAAAGAAGAAGAUAGUCCACCCUUUCGACUUGAACAAGUUUCCAUUUCCUAAGGAAGACUAUGCACAUCUGACUGAGGAAGAGAAGGACCGUAAGCGAUUUGUGUAUGACACUUUACAUUAUAUGCUCUGAUUUGUCUCAAAUUUCUAUACCUUUUGUAUAAUUUAGGUUAAUCUAGAAUUUAAGCUUAUGCUAAUUAAGAAGUAGGUCUGGGAUGCUCACGGUCUGUUAGUCUGAUGGAUGAUGAUAUUAUAUUGUGUUAAUCCUGUUGUGCUAAUUAUAUUUUGAAGGAUAUCAAAUGUGCAUGCUGUUAUGAUCCUUCUUGUAGUAAUAUUCUGUUCGUACCCUGUUAUGAUUCAACUGAUAUUAAACAUGAGAUUUCUGUGAACCACCUAAGCCCCUGG